Molecule: messenger RNA, 3415 nt
Organism: Octopus sinensis (East Asian common octopus)
Lineage: Eukaryota; Metazoa; Mollusca; Cephalopoda; Octopoda; Octopodidae
Product: YTH domain-containing protein 1
Exons: 18
Coding region: 457-2472 (671 amino acids)
Biological process (GO): mRNA splicing, via spliceosome; regulation of alternative mRNA splicing, via spliceosome
Cellular component (GO): nucleoplasm
Molecular function (GO): mRNA binding; N6-methyladenosine-containing RNA reader activity
Source: RefSeq, a predicted model, not a curated record
CGACAUUUUCUCUUCCCUCAUUUCCUCCUCAAUCUUCAACACAUUUUUUCUUCUUCUUUAAAUCUACUUUGUGUGUAUUUUUUUUACUUCCUCCCACCGUCUGAUGUGUAUUCUGUAUUAUCGCCAUUGUACCGUCUCUUUCCUUUUGUAUCAGUGAGAGGAGAGAGAGAGCGAGUGCAAAAGCCUCAAGUUAAAGAAAGAGUGAGAGAAGGUGCGUGUGUUCAGAGCUUUAUACACACACACGUCUGUGUGUGUAUGUAUAUAUUAUAUACAUUACAUCUAUGUAUAAAAUAGAUAAUUAAUUAUCAUCAUCGAACCAGAACUGCUGCUAGUUAGAUCAUAUUUGCUAUUUUUAUAUUUAUUUCUGUUCUGUAAAUACCUCUGACACUCGGGGGUCAACUAUUAUUAUUAGCAGUAGAAUCACAAACCCAAUUUCUUUACGACAUAAAUGAAGAAAUGAGCAGUGUCCGAGGAAACGACACUGUUGUGAAUGUGCUAGAUGAUAUUUUGGAUGCAAAUACAGGAGAUGAUGAUCUUAUUGUGGAAAUGGCAUCAGAAGGGAAAAUAGAACAUGCAAUGCUUGCCAAACAAAAAAGUAUUUCUUCAAAUAAAAUUGCUAAAGUCAAACCUUCUCUGUCAAAAGGAAAAGCAACAACUACAAAACCUGGGGUUAGUGUUGGUCUGUCUGUAAAACAAGAUCUAAAGGUUAAAGAGCCAAGAUCAAGAGUACAAACCAAGUCUGUUGAGGAAAAAGAUCUCAAACCAAGUAAAGGAAUAAAGAAAAUGGUUCCAAGGAAAGAGGUAAAGAAAGUCUUAAAGAAACCAGAAAAAGCUCAUAAGGAAAUGUUACAACUUCGAGACAAUGAUGGUCUUGAUGACUUGGAUGAUGAUUACACUCUUGAUUUAGAUAAAGAUGCUGAAGAUGAACUUCUUAUGAAUAAAAUUGAUGAUCAUUAUGAAGAUGAUUCUGAUGAUAAACAUAAUGUUAGUAUUAGUGCUGAAGAGUCUGAAGACUUGCCUGCUGCAGGCAAUGAUGCCAUGGUUAUUCAAGAUUAUGAUACACGCAGUGAAAUUGGUACUUCUAGUUCAGAAACUUCCUUGACUGACUCAAAUUCGGAAUCUUAUCCUUCUGACAAAGAAAAGAAAGAUGAACCUCGAAGGGAGAAAAACCACAAAAGAGGGAUUUCCCCAAUUGAAUGGGACAGGAAAAGUGAAGAUUCUGCUGACGAGGAUGAUGAUGGUGAUGACAGUGAAUCUGAGAGACGACGUAGUGCAUCUCGUUUGAAAUAUUUAUUCAAGAGGGCUCGCUUCUUCUUAAUUAAGAGUAAUAAUCAUGAAAAUGUGGCUUUAGCUAAAGCUAAAGGUGUUUGGUCAACUCCCCCACAGAAUGAAGCCAGACUGAAUCAAGCUUUUAGGGAAGCUGAUAAUGUAAUUUUGGUGUUUUCUGUGAAAGAAAGUGGGAAAUUUCAAGGUUUUGCACGAUUAUCAGCUGAAUCAACAAGGGAUCAUCCUCCAAUACGUUGGGUUUUACCACCUGGGUUAAGUGCUCGAGCACUCAGUGGAGUUUUUAAAUUGGAUUGGAUUAACCGGCGUGACCUUCAAUUUACUAAAACUACACAUCUGCAUAACCCUUGGAAUGAAAAUAAAUAUGUUAAAAUUGGCAGAGAUGGACAAGAGAUUGAACCAACAGUUGGAGAAGCUCUAUGUAAAUUAUUUCCGUCAGAUGACAAUGUUGAUCUUGGCAGUAUUGUAAGAAAGGCUAGAAAGUCACACCAUCACUCUCGAAGUUCAGAAAGGCAUUUGGAUCGUUACCGUGGAGUAAGCAGUACUGGUGGGCCCAGUGGACCAGGUGUUGCAGGAACAGCUUCUACAGGAGCCAGUAGUAGCAGUGGCCCAAGGAAUUCCGAAAUUUCUAGGCGUAGAAGACACAGAGAGGAGUUUGAAUCACCAAGAGUAAAGAGAUCUCGUAUGGACUAUGACAAUAGGAAUAAUUUAGAUGCAUAUUACAAGGAAAGGCGGCCUGAUAGGCCACCUCGUUAUGGCGGAGUUCGCCGAGAAACAUUCUUAAAUGGACAGUGGAACAGUGUGGCGAGCUCAUGGACUUAUCCAGCAGCAGGGGUACGGCCAUUAGUCCGUCCAUCUUCAUAUAGUGACUACAUGCGAGAGUUCCAACAUGUAAGACCUCCACCGCCACCUAUGUCACCUUAUGGCCCACCACCUCCUGCAUAUGGACAUCAUAUGGAUCCAAUGGUCACCUAUACUGGUCAUUAUGAUAACCGGCCGAGAAAUUACAUGACUCCUCCUGAGUAUGGCCCAGCUUCGAUUUCCAAUCCCAGGCGCACAGAUAAACGCUCAGCGAGUGCUGUUUGGGCAGAGAAACGUUCAUAUGAGAGAGAUGUUGAUGAUUUCCUCCGUAGAACUACACAUGGGAAUAGCUCCAGAGACCGACAUCGCCACCGAGAUCGCCGGUAAAAGCCAUCAUCAACAAUUGGAUUACACUUGCAAUUUAAUUGCUACUUAAUAACUAGUGGGUUGAAAGAUGCUGUAAGCUGCAAAGACUAUCUGCUUCUGGUGCUCAGCUAUUGGUUUCGUGAAGUUACUGUCAUCAUUGUGCUGAUAUAUUUUCUCCGUUAAAGAUGAAUUACUUCACACUUUCACCCAGCUUAAAUCAUCUGUCAAAAGAUUGCUCCAUCUUAUUUUCAAACCCAUUGACAAAAUGUGAACAUUCAUUUUUGCCUCAAUCUCUUUUACUAUCUACAGAUAUUUUCAUUCACUUCACACAAUAGAUCCCAUGCAAUAGUUUAAAUAUUUUGUAAAAACAAAAUAUCAAUCACUUAAAAAAAAAUAAACAAAAUUUGAAACAAAAUAUGAUUUUUAUUUCUAAAUUGCAUAUAUCUUUAAAGGGGGAAAAAGUUUCCUCUUUUUUUCCUUUUUUUUUUUUGUCUGUUUAACAUCAAACACUUCAUUCUUUAUUUUCUAGUGAUAUAUGAAGUACUUUCCUGCUGUAUUAUAAUCCCUGCUUUCUCUGACUUGAUCCUAGUAUCAGUGUGAUAUUAGACCAUUUUGAAAAAAAGUAUUUAUAUUUUGAUACAUAUUACAAAUUUUACUGAAGGAGUUUUCCUCAGUUGACUUCUUUUUCUCUUGUAAUAUAUAUAUAUACAUGGCAAUGUUACAUGGAAUCAUUGACUUCCAUUCAAAAAUAUGUGGUAAACGUGAUUUGUUUGUUUUUUAUGUUUGACUGCUUUAAGACUUCAUGUUGUUGGCUUUUAAUGUUUGUUCCUUGUAGGACUGUGGAUGGUAUUCAAAGUUCAGCACCAAACAAAAAAGAAAUGGCAUACUGCAAUAUGAAGCAGAUAUAUUCACAGUAAAAAAAAAAAAAAAAGAGAGAGACAAAGCUACUUUCAGUUUUAAGAAG